Messenger RNA from Naumovozyma dairenensis CBS 421, 2223 nucleotides. It is a transcript of the gene DUR3, whose product is annotated as Dur3p. NCBI's taxonomy places the organism in Eukaryota, Fungi, Ascomycota, Saccharomycetes, Saccharomycetales, Saccharomycetaceae. The record is from RefSeq and is a predicted model, not a curated record. Bases 1 to 2223 code for a protein of 740 amino acids. Gene Ontology annotation, cellular component: plasma membrane. Gene Ontology annotation, molecular function: putrescine transmembrane transporter activity; urea transmembrane transporter activity; spermidine transmembrane transporter activity. Gene Ontology annotation, biological process: urea transmembrane transport; spermidine transport; putrescine transport. The transcript has a single exon.
AUGGGUGAAUUUAAACCAAUCUUACCACAAGGUGCAGGCUACGCAAUCAUCUUAGGUCUCGGUGCAGUAUUUGCUUUUGGUAUGGUCCUAGUGACAUACAUGUUACGUCGUUAUCAAAAGGAAAUAAUAUCUGCCGAAGAAUUCUCUACAGCAGGUAGAUCAGUGAAAACAGGACUUGUUGCCGCAGCAGUAGUAUCAAGUUGGAUUUGGUGCUCCACCUUGCUAACCUCAGUCUCCAAACAAUAUACCGGUGGUAUGUUUGGUGGAUAUAGCUAUAGCGCCGGAGCAUGUUUCCAAAUUAUCGCAUUCGCUAUCAUUGCCAUUAAGACUAAACAAAAGGCUCCUAAUGCACAUACUUAUUUAGAAAUUGUAAGAGCUCGUUAUGGGAAAUACGGUCAUAUUUGUUUCCUUUUUUAUGCUUUAGCUACUAAUAUUUUAGUUACUGCAAUGCUAUUGACCUCGGGAUCCGCUGUGUUUAGUGAUAUCACUGGAAUGAGUGCCACUGCAGCAUGUUUCUUACUACCUGUUGGUGUUAUUAUUUACACUUUAUUUGGAGGUAUUAAAGCCACUUUUUUAACUGAUUAUUUGCAUACUAUUGUUAUCAUUAUUAUUGUCAUGAUAUUUGCCUUCAAAGUGUUUGCUACAGGUGAUGUAUUAGGUUCCCCAGGUAAAGUUUAUGAUUUAGUUAGAGAAGCAGCCAAGAGACAUCCAGUCGCGGGUAAUGCAGGUGGUGAAUAUAUGACCAUGUCAUCAAGAACUUCAGGGAUUUUCCUUGUUAUUAAUUUGGUUGGUAAUUUUGGUACAGUAUUUUUAGAUAAUGGAUAUUGGAAUAAGGCAAUUUCUGCAUCACCAGCAGCAAGUAUGCCAGGAUACGUUAUGGGCGGUCUUUCAUGGUUUUCAAUCCCAUGUUUAGUUUCAUUGACUAUGGGGUUUGCAUGUCUUGCUGUGGAAACAUUACCAAAUUUCCCCACUUAUCCUGAUCCCUUAUCAUCAUCCCAAGUAACAGCUGGAUUAGUUUUACCUGCAGCAGCUAUUACUGUGUUGGGUAAAGGUGGUGCUGUUGCGACAUUGUUGAUGGUUUUCAUGGCUAUCACAUCUGCCAUGUCAGCUGAAUUAAUAGCCGUUUCAUCAGUGUUUACAUAUGAUAUCUACAGAAUUUACAUUAACCCCAAAGCAACAGGGAAACAAUUGAUCUUAUCAUCACAUGGAGCAUGUAUUUUCUUCGGUGUAGCAAUGAGUGCGUUUGCAGUUGGACUUAAUGCUGGCGGAGUGAGUGUUGGUUAUUUAUAUGAGAUUAUGGGUAUUAUCAUCUCAAGUGCUGUGCUACCUGUCAUAUUGACAUUAUGUUGGAAACAACAGAAUAUUCAUGCUGCUAUUAUUUCACCGAUUUUAGGGACUGGAUUAGCAAUUAUGUCGUGGUUAGUUUGUACUAAAUCGUUAUUUACAAAUCUAACUAUUGAUACUACGUUCAUGGAUUAUCCAAUGAUUGCUGGUAAUGUUGUUGCCUUGUUAUCACCUGGCAUUUUCAUUCCUAUUUUAACUUAUGUUUUCAAACCACAGAAUUUUGAUUGGGAAAUAUUGAAAACUAUUAGUAGGGUUGAUGAAACUGAAGAAAUUGCUAAAGAUUUAGAAGAUAUCGAUGGUAUAGUAGUCCAAGAUAUAGAAUCUGUGUCAUCCUCUUCGAAAUCGUUGAAAAAUGAUGUUACAAAUGAUGCUGAUUAUACUAAUAAUAAUAAUGAUAAAAUACAAGCUGUGAGGACUAUAAUGAGUAGUAUUUUGGAGGAUGUAAAUCCCACGGUUGCACAAAGAGAAUUAGAAGAAGAAAAACAAGAAUUAGCUAAAGGUUUAAAAAUUGCGUAUUUUCUAUGUAUAUUUUUCGCAUUAGCAUUUCUGGUUGUUUGGCCCAUGCCUAUGUAUGGUACACAUUAUAUUUUCAGUAAAAGGUUUUUCACUGGUUGGGUUGUUGUCAUGAUAAUUUGGAUAUUCAUUAGUGCGUUUUGCGUUUGUGUAUAUCCCUUAUAUGAAGGUAGGCAUGGUAUAUAUACCACAUGUCGUGGGAUAUAUUGGGAUUUAAGCGGUCAAACUUAUAAGCUCAGAGAGUGGCAAAAUGAUAAUCCAGAAGAAUUACAUGUGGUGAAGAGUCAAAUGAGUGCCAAGAUACAUAAGCAGACGAGUAGGCUGGGAACACUCGAAAACAAUUUAGAUGACGUUAUUGAAGGAUAG